AUGGAGUGGUUCUGGUUCUGGCAGUGGGUCAGGAUCAGGAUCUGGUUCUGCCAGUGUGGGUCAUGGAGUGGUUCUGGUUCAGGAGGAUCGGGCAGCAGUUCAGGUUCAAUCAGUGGUUCCUGGGGAGGCAAUGGUGGAGGAUCCGGUAGUGGUUCGGGAUCGGGUUCAAUAUCUGGAGGUGGCUCAGGCAGCGGUUCAGGAUCUGGUUCCAUUUCUGGAGGCGGUUCGGGAUCCGGUUCAGGAAGUGGUUCAUGGGGCGGUUCUGGUAGUGGUUCAGGAUCUGGUUCCAUCUCUGGAGGCGGUUCAGGAUCUGGUUCCAUCUCUGGAGGCGGUUCAGGAUCUGGUUCAGGAAGUGGUUCAUGGGGCGGUUCUGGCAGUGGUUCAGGAUCUGGUUCCAUCUCUGGAGGCGGUUCAGGAUCUGGUUCCAUCUCUGGAGGCGGUUCAGGAUCUGGUUCCAUCUCUGGAGGCGGUUCAGGAUCUGGUUCAGGAAGUGGUUCAUGGGGCGGUUCUGGCAGUGGUUCAGGAUCUGGUUCCAUCUCUGGAGGCGGUUCAGGAUCUGGUUCCAUCUCUGGAGGCGGUUCAGGAUCUGGUUCAGGAAGUGGUUCAUGGGGCGGUUCUGGCAGUGGUUCAGGAUCUGGUUCCAUCUCUGGAGGCGGGUCAGGAUCUGGUUCAGGAAGUGGUUCAUGGGGCGGUUCUGGCAGUGGUUCAGGAUCUGGUUCUAUCUCUGGAGGCGGUUCAGGAUCUGGUUCCAUCUCUGGAGGCGGUUCAGGAUCUGGUUCAGGAAGUGGUUCAUGGGGCGGUUCUGGCAGUGGUUCAGGAUCUGGUUCCAUCUCUGGAGGCGGUUCAGGAUCUGGUUCAUGGGGCGGUUCUGGUAGUGGUUCAGGAUCUGGUUCCAUCUCUGGAGGCGGUUCAGGAUCUGGUUCCAACUCUGGAGGCGGUUCAGGAAGUGGUUCAUGGGGCGGUUCUGGUAGUGGUUCCAUCUCUGGAGGCGGUUCAGGAUCUGGUUCCAUCUCUGGAGGCGGAUCAGGAUCUGGUUCAGGAAGUGGUUCAUGGGGCGGUUCUGGCAGUGGUUCAGGAUCUGGUUCAAUUUCUGGAGGCGGUUCGGGAUCCGGGUCAUGGGGCGGUUCUGGUAGCGGUUCAGGAUCUGGUUCCAUUUCUGGAGGUGGCUCAGGCUCCGGUUCAGGAAGUGGUUCUUGGGAGGCUCUGGUAGCGAUCAGGUUCUGGCUCGAUUUCUGGUGGAAGCGGUGGUUCCUGGGGUGGUUCAGGAUCAGGUUCAGUAUCCGGAGGAGGUUCAGGAAGCGGUUCAUGGGGUGGUUCAGGCAGCGGCUCAGGAUCGGGCUCAAUCUCUGGUGGAGGCGGUGGUUCCUGGGGUGGGUCAGGCAGUGGUUCAGGAUCGGGUUCAAUCUCAGGAGGAGGAUCUGGAAACUGCCCUGGUUCAUGCGGCGGAGGGAGUGGUUCAGGCCAUCAAGUGGGCGGGAGUGGCGGCGGAGUAGCAGGGGCCGGCAGCGGUUCAUACACCAACAAGCCAGGCGUCGGCGGUUCAGGGCACAAGUGGGAGGCAGCGGCGGAGGUUUUCGGAGGCGCCAAGGGACCUCCUGGAGCACAGCCGGGGCUUUCGGGUCCAACGGCGCCGGAGGUAUCGGGGUCAAGGUGGACGUUUUGCAGGAGCAACUAGGGUAA
Molecule: messenger RNA, 1680 nt
Organism: Penaeus vannamei (Pacific white shrimp)
Lineage: Eukaryota; Metazoa; Arthropoda; Malacostraca; Decapoda; Penaeidae
Source: RefSeq, a predicted model, not a curated record